UCGUUCGCUCGCUCGCUCGCUCGUUCGUUCGCUCGUUCGUUCGCUCGCUCGUUCGUUCGCUCGUUCGUUCGUUCGUUCGUUCGUUCGUUCGUUCGCGUUUCACCCCUCUCACCGACACAGAGUGAGGCACAGUAACCCCGUCGUGUGCCAGUCCGCACCGAGAUUCCGGCGCGAAUCGUCCUUUCUACGUCGCGGCGUCACGCCAAGUUCUAGAUGGAUGUCGCUGAUCCGCACUAUUGUCUCAGCGUUUUACCUCGUCGCGCAGCUAUUGCUGCUACUGAUCUCUCCUGCGAUCGUCGAAGGACGACAGGAGAAAAGGUUGGAUAUACUCGGACCCUCGACCUUGGAACAUCAUCGAAUUGCUCGGGAUGUAUCGUUGGUGGAUAACUACAAUGACGAUCCAAGAUUUCCAAGGUUCGCGGAGGAAAUACAAAAUGUGACCGUCAGCGUGGGACGCGAUGCACUCUUGGCAUGCAUCGUGGAUAAUCUUCAAACUUAUAAAGUGGCUUGGGUACGGGUCGAUACUCAAACGAUAUUGUCGAUCCACCAAAAUGUGAUUACCCAGAACCCACGGAUCUCUCUAUCGUACAACGACCAUCGCUCGUGGUAUCUUCAUAUAAAGAAAACGCAGGAGAGCGAUCGUGGAUGGUACAUGUGUCAAGUGAACACAGACCCUAUGAGAUAUAGGCAGGGUUAUGUACAAGUUGUCGUACCACCAUCGAUCAUCGACAAGGAUACUAGCACGGAUAUGGUUGUAAGGGAAGCAACAAAUGUGACGUUGACCUGUAAAGCGAAAGGUUAUCCUGCCCCUUACGUCAUGUGGCGACGGGCCGAUGGCAAGAGCAUAAACUACGAUGGCAAGAUCGUAAACGUCAUCGAUGGCGAAGUUUUACACAUCGUCAAGAUCAGCCGUCUUCAUAUGGGGAAAUAUCUUUGUAUUGCAUCGAACGGAGUACCACCGUCGGUCAGCAAAAGCGUUACGCUCAACGUGCACUUUCCACCGAUGCUAUCUAUUCCAAAUCAAUUGGAAGCUGCCUAUAUCGGACAAGACGUUACUCUCGAAUGCCACAUCGAAGCUUUCCCAACUGCCAUUAAUUAUUGGACUACGGAGAACGGCGAUAUGAUUGUCUCCGGUGACAAGUACGUGACGGUGUUCUCCGAUAACGACUACACGAAGUACAUGUUACUGAAGAUACGAAAUGUUAGCCCAAAGGACUUUGGUUCGUAUAAAUGUGUGGCACAGAAUUCAUUGGGAGCAACCGAUGGUGUUAUCAAGUUGGAUGAAAUCCCAGCUCCAUCGACCACCUCAACAACGCAAUCUCCCUAUUACGUAACAUCGUUAAUGAAGAAAAACGGUAAAAACGGUAACAAGAAAUUACGUCAACGUCCCAACGAUUACGAAGUCGAGGAAUGGAGAGAUCCAGAUUACGACAACGAGUACGAGCCACCAUCGAUGAUGCCACCAGGAGAUUUGCCUGCGGAUGCGUUAAAUCUGGGCGCUGCUCGUGAGCCCCGCUUACUACUCCAUCUUCUUCUGCCGAGCCUUCUACCAUUGCUCUUAAAUACCAUCAGAAGAUGAUUCUCGCAUCACGGGAACGGGGCUUCCAGUUGUAGUGUUUAUUGGACGGUGCGUCCGGUGUGCCGUUUCCGGCCGCGCGACGGAUCUCGAACGCGACGAUGUCGGCCACGCUUGAAAUUAUUUUCAUACUAAAGCUAGACUUAAACAGAAAGAAAGAGAGAGAGAGAGAGAGAGAGAGAGAGAGAGAAACAGAGAGUGAGUGAAUGAACGAGAAGAAGAAAAAAAGAGAGAGAAUGAACACGUGAGAAAGAUUAAAAAAAAAGAUAUUAUAUAUAUAUAAUAUAUAAAUAUAUAAAUAUAUUAAUAUAUAUAUAUUGAUAUAUUGUGUGAGUGUCGCAGUAAAGACAGGGGCAUAGAGAGCCCUUUUCUGUGUUAGAGAGCGAAAGGGAAGACUGGAAAAAAUGUUGCUCGUAAGUAUCGACAAAUAGUAAUAUAGAAAAUUUCUUCUUCCUUUCUUAUCGUCGAUAUACGUUCGUUUUAUCGUCAAGAUAUAUUACAUGGUUUCGUGCGUAACCAUAAAUCUCUAAGUAUAGGGCGUUUAUCGAUUUUCGACUCGGAUUCGACGAUCUUUACGAACGUGAUUGAGGUUUCUUGAACGAUGUUGAAAAUCAUGAACGUAUCAACGUAUGCUGUAUCAUCGAGUUUCGAUUUACGAAAUCCAUUUUUUUAUUUCUUUUUUUAUCCUUUUAUUUUUUUUUUUAAUAAUAUUUUGUUAGUGUUGUAGAAGCGGUUGUAUCGAAGCAAACCGAUAUUCGCCGGCUUCGUUCACGAGUUUCACUUGGCGUAAAAUUUUCUUUUCGCUCUUUUUCAUUCCUCCUUCUCCUCCCAGCACUACUCUUUCGUACAUACAUUCUCGACGAGGUAACUUUUUCCGCGAGGUUUUUCGUGGAAAUACUUUUUCGCGAAGGAUCGUUUAGUGCAUCGCGGCACGUUCCUUAUAGCAACGGUCGUCGGCUUCUCCUCGAGGACGAGAAAAGCGAAUACCGGUCGCCUUUUAUUGUCCGCGAAAGGAAAUUGGAUCGUCCUUAUAACCCGCAGGGGUUUUAGAUCUCUUCUUUUUAAUAAGAGUUUUCCCUUUUUCGGUAAGUUGAUCGUCGUACCCGAAACGAAAAGCGAUAUAUCGGGAGAGAGAGUGAGAGAGAGGGAGAGAGAGAGAGAGAGAGAGAGAGAGAGAGAGAGAAAGAAAUAGUGAGAAAUAGUCGAAGUAAUAUCGAGCCUACAUAAAAUUAUCGUUUUCAUUUCUUAUUCCUACGUUAGUUUCUCAACGUUAUCGUUUUAAAGGAAAAACUCGAUACAUUGAAUAAACCUUGCGUCGAUACUUUUUUGAUUUCGUCGGAAAGGAAAACGCGUGGAGAGAAAAUUGUAUAUCUAGUAAAUAUACAUAUACGUACGACAAAAAAAAAUAAGAAAUAAAAAAACGGAUUAACAAGAAAUAUAGGCAUAUACGUAUAGAUAUAUAUGUACAUACAUACGCGCGAAUCAUAUAGUUAGAUGGAGAUAGAAUGAGAGUGAGAGAAAGCAAAAGAAGAGGAAGAAGAAGAGGAGAAAGAAAGCGAGAGAAAGAGAAAAGGAACGUAAACGAGUUUCGUGAUAAAAAUAGUUUUGCCAUUGCUUAGCCUCGAUUUUGGUAUGACGUCUAAAAAAUAAGAGGAAGAGCAGGCAACGAAUACGCUCGAAGUAUGAUAAAAAAAAAGAGACGACUGUGUUUAGAUAAAAGCUGUAGGCGGCUUAGUUCGACGUCCGAGAGGAAAGAGAAAAAUGACGAGAGAGACGAGAGGCGGUGUAUAUUAUAUCGUGUAGCCUCGAAUCAUCGACAACGACGUCGCAUAGUGGCUUCGUGGCUUCGUUUCGUACAAUUAAGCGCGAUUAUAUCAAAUAGAAAGAUUGAAAAAAAUAAAAAAAUAAAAAUAAUAAAAAUGAAAAAAAAAGUUAAAAAAAAAAGAGAGAGAGAGAGAAAAAAAAAGAAGAAGAAGAAGAAAAAGAAAACAAUUGGCAUUGGCCGCCGUAUCUUGAAAAAGUUCAGCAGCAGUAAUCGAACGUCUUUCGCUAUAUAAGUCUUCUUAGUAAUUUGAAUUUCUAUUUGAAAAGGGAGAUAGAAAUUGUGGACCUCUCGUUUCGUUUCGUUUCGUUUCGUUUCGUUUCGUUUCGUUUCGAGCAUGACUUCGAUAAAAGGAAAUUCGACGGAUUCACGCGAAUUGGUUAAAAUAGAACGUUAGAUUUUCCUUGGGGAACGUGUGUUCGUUUCAUUUGACGUCUCAAGAAUAUCGAAGGUAGAUAUCUCGAGCGUACGUUUCGAGUAGCACUCGAAAAAAUAGUUCGAUCGAAUCGAACUCGUGUAACUCGCGAGCUCUUUGCCUUGUAUAAAUAUCGGCAAGUAGUUCGUCAUAAAUAAAACGGUGAAACGUCUAAGAGGUCUUGCAUAUUUCGAUCCCGUUUCAGAAAUCGUGCCAGGCUUCCAGCUUUUUCAGAAAGCUUCGCAUUGCUUCAGCCUCUCCGACUUCUUCUCUUACGUUGUACCUGACAGUUUGAAUUGUUGGCCGUCGGUUCGAACGCAAAACGCGUGUGAAAUAAGAUAAGGAAGAUAAAUGUGAAAUACAUAUGAUAGAUGUGAAAACAAGAAAUGAAAAAUGUUAUCAAUAUCAUGCGCCUUUGCCGCGAUCGAUUAUGUAAAUAAUGUAGAUAGAUUUGCAAUGCGAUCGAAGGAGAGAUGGUCGUUUAUGCGAAUGAUGAUGACUCGAGGCUGCUACUCGAGUAAUAGCGAAUCGUUUAGGAGAAUGGAAAUUAAAGAUGAGAGGGAUAACGAUAAAGACGAUAAUGCCGAUAAUGAUUGUGCGUUGUUUAGUAGAGAAUUCAGAAUCGAGGUUUUAACUGCCAUCGAUAUAUAUAUCGUAUAUAUCGGAUUAAACCUAACAUUAUAGAUAUGUUAUUAAUGUAUCAUGACCGAUGUUUUCACUAUGACGAGAAACAUUUUUAUGCACACGCGGAUGCUUCGCGGAGGAUCCUGAGAAUGAAGAUGUAGAUGUAGAUAGUGAAACUGUCAGUCUGAAUAUCUUAAUAAAUCGAAUACAUCACUGCCA
This is a messenger RNA of Vespula pensylvanica (western yellowjacket), 4656 nucleotides long. RefSeq names its product lachesin (gene DIP-kappa). The record is from RefSeq and is a predicted model, not a curated record. The coding region runs from base 218 to 1579 and encodes 453 amino acids. The transcript has 11 exons. Gene Ontology annotation, cellular component: neuron projection. NCBI's taxonomy places the organism in Eukaryota, Metazoa, Arthropoda, Insecta, Hymenoptera, Vespidae.